GCUAUGUUGGCUUCAGAACCAGCCAGAGGUUUGUUCCACAAAGCGUGGAUGCUUAGUGCCUCGGCAGUCUUCAACAAAACAUCACAUGCCGCUUCCAGAGAUAAUAUUGUCUUCUUGAAAAACACCGGCUGUACAAAUAUAACGUGUUUGUAUGCCCUUCCGGGUCCAGAAAUCGUCAAAGCAGUGCCAUGGGAUGUGUUUCCAUAUUGGGGAAUGACUGACCUAGGUGACCUUCCAAUAAAAGACCACUUUGAUGGUGCAGUAGCAGUUGUAGACGGAGAUUCUGUCACGUAUCCCCCUUACCAUGCCUGGGAACAAGGUCUCGCUAUAGAUGCCCCAUUGAUGAUUGGUACUACUGCAAAAGAGAUAGACUUUGAUCCAACGCUUUUGACUAUGAACACGUGGAACUGGACCGAGUACCAACGCCAAGUUAAAAGCCAUUUAGGGACGUUUGGACCUGGCCUAGCUGAGGAUGCGUUGAAAUUGUACCCAAUUAAUUUAACGUCACCCGAAUAUGAAUACACACGGAUGGGUGCAGAUAUUCGAGUGGGUUGUCCGAAUGAUAAAAUGUCCAGAGUUAUCAGUAUGGGUAUGAAAUCACCGGUAUAUAGAUACGUCGUGACGUCACAACCUUCAAAACCUGUUCAUCCACUCGGAUUUCCUUUUCCUGCAUCUUAUUCCUUCCAUAUCUGGGACUUGUUUGCAUAUUUUGACACCAUUAAAUACUACAUCAAGCCACCAGCUCCUUCUGAUCGAAAUUGUCAAGAUAUAAUCAGGCGGGAAGCUCUUUCUUUUGCUCGAACUGGCGCGCCCUCUACUGGAGGCUGGCAGCCAUAUUCACAAGGCAUGACCGCACUUUUGUCGGAGAAUAUUUCUGUUGUUGCCAAAUACAAGAGUAAAACAUGUUUGUUUUGGCCCGUGAACGGUUUGCUAGAUUACGGAUGGAUAAACUGAUUGCAUACAAAGAUCAUUUGUCGUUUUGUUAAAAGUUUGUUUCUCCGUAUAUCACACCGAUAAACUGUUCAUUUGGACGUUCGUUUAUUCCGUUUGAAUAUCAGUGUCAGGUAAAAUCGGUUUAAAUGAAAUUAAGUAACACGUUUAAUACAUAACACCAUAUGAAUGUUCCUAUUAUAUUCUUAGGGUACCGUAAAGCUUGUUAUUUUCGCGAGAUGAUAGCUUUGCUAUUUCGCGGGUCAUUGGCGUGGCCAUGAAAGUUUGAUACGUGAAAUUAUAAGACAUGGGAAGAUAGCAUCCGUGAAAUAAGCUGUAGGCAGCACUGUCGUCAUAUUGUGUUGACAUUUGCCGACACAGGAACCGCCAAUCAUCCAAAGUUAUUUCAACAAUUAAAAUACUUCUUACCGAAGUUGAUAUACAAUAUCAACAAUCACGUUAUAAACAUUUUGAUUUGGUUUACAUUUGCUAAACAGAAUAAGACAUUUUAUCUGGUGUAC
Messenger RNA from Pecten maximus, 1451 nucleotides. RefSeq lists its product as uncharacterized. Lineage: Eukaryota; Metazoa; Mollusca; Bivalvia; Pectinida; Pectinidae. Bases 4 to 954 code for a protein of 316 amino acids. The transcript is spliced from 3 exons. The record is from RefSeq and is a predicted model, not a curated record.